Trypanosoma cruzi is the source of this 651-nucleotide messenger RNA. RefSeq lists its product as uncharacterized. The transcript has a single exon. Bases 1 to 651 code for a protein of 216 amino acids. Lineage: Eukaryota; Euglenozoa; Kinetoplastea; Trypanosomatida; Trypanosomatidae. The record is from RefSeq and is a predicted model, not a curated record.
AUGGACCCUUUUGAAGGAAGCCAGCCACAGCCGCCGCAGAGCAACGGGGAGAAUGCUGUUUUGGGCAAUGAGCAGCAUUCGCCCCAUCAGCCACAACACGAUGUCAAUUCAUUUUUUGAGGCUUCGUCAGGAACAACAAUGGCAACAACAACAACAACGGGAGGUGCAGCCGCUGCUAGCGCACCGGGCUUGGCACAGCCGGCCUAUUUUCCGCCUGCAGAUCUGCGUGUUGUUAACAGUGACGAUUUUGGGUCUGAUGGAAAGGAAUCUGGGGUGCCUUCCUUUGGACCAAAGAAGAACGGACAUGCUGUGACAGAGGCCGUUCAGAAGGAAAUCGAGAGGAGAACAGCAAAUAUAGAUGCGGAAUCUAAAAAAAAGGAGGCACAGUUGAAGGCUGCCGCAGAGUCCUACAUGAAGGGAAUAAUUGCCCAACACGAGGAGAGGCUCAAGGAGAAGAAGGCAGAACAGAUGCGACUGCAGAAAGCGAAUGAAGCAAAACGCAAUGAAUAUAUAAAAAGUGGUGCUGUUUGGAGUGGCGUAGAAUUAAUGACAGAUCUCAACACGGCAAAUAAUUACUCUAAGAGCACGGAUCGAAUGCGAAAUAUUCUGAAGAAACUGUGUGGCGCCAAAGAGGGCGAAACCGCUCAAUAA